GUAGCCUGGGCUUCGGCGCUGCGGCAAGGCUGCCGGACGGUGGGGCCGCUGACAGCAUGCCCGCCACCGGGAAGACCUUCCGCCGGCGCCGCGUCGACUCGGAGUCAGAGGAAGAUGAACAGGACUCAGAGGAGGUUCGAUUAAAACUGGAAGAAACCCGAGAGGUGCAGAACUUGAGAAAGAGGCCCAACGGGGUGAGUGCUGUGGCCCUGCUGGUAGGGGAGAAAGUGCAGGAAGAGACCACUCUAGUGGAUGAUCCAUUUCAGAUGAAGACGGGUGGUAUGGUGGACAUGAAGAAACUGAAGGAGAGGGGCAAAGAUAAGAUCAGUGAAGAAGAAGACCUCCACCUGGGAACGUCGUUUUCCGCAGAAACCAACCGAAGGGAUGAGGAUGCAGACAUGAUGAAAUAUAUCGAGACAGAGCUGAAGAAGAGGAAAGGGAUCGUGGAACACGAGGAACAGAAAGUAAAGCCAAAGAAUGCAGAGGACUGUCUUUAUGAACUUCCAGAAAACAUCCGUGUUUCUUCAGCAAAGAAAACUGAGGAGAUGCUUUCCAACCAGAUGCUGAGUGGCAUCCCUGAGGUGGACCUCGGCAUUGAUGCCAAAAUAAAAAAUAUUAUUUCCACGGAGGAUGCCAAGGCCCGACUGCUGGCAGAGCAGCAGAAUAAGAAGAAAGACAGUGAGACGUCCUUUGUGCCCACCAACAUGGCUGUGAAUUAUGUGCAGCACAACCGAUUUUAUCAUGAGGAGCUCAAUGCCCCCAUACGGAGAAACAAAGAAGAACCCAAAGCCCGGCCCUUGAGAGUGGGCGACACAGAGAAGCCAGAGCCUGAACGGUCUCCUCCUAACCGCAAGCGUCCCUCUAACGAGAAGGCCACCGAUGACUAUCACUAUGAGAAGUUCAAGAAGAUGAAUAGGCGGUACUGAGGGUGGCGAAGGGGAGAAAUGCAGGAUGGGAUGUAAACAGCACCUCCUCCCCCCACAAAAACAGGUUUCAUGGACAAGGCCUGAUGAUUUACUAAUGGAUAGUUCCAAAAAGAGACUUAGCCCUGCUGCCUACCUGCUAGAUUUUUCAAGCACUGAAUUUGUAAUCUUCUGAGACAAAAUGUACAGUUUUCCUAUUUGGGGACAAACUCUAUUUUGUGGGCACUAUUAAAUCUUGUUUGUAAAUA
Loxodonta africana (African savanna elephant) is the source of this 1171-nucleotide messenger RNA. RefSeq names its product chromosome 9 C9orf78 homolog (gene C9H9orf78). Lineage: Eukaryota; Metazoa; Chordata; Mammalia; Proboscidea; Elephantidae. Bases 57 to 926 code for a protein of 289 amino acids. The transcript is spliced from 9 exons. Gene Ontology annotation, cellular component: spliceosomal complex. The record is from RefSeq and is a predicted model, not a curated record. Gene Ontology annotation, biological process: mRNA splicing, via spliceosome.